CGCCCCGUUUUAAACCAAUGGUCACGCUGCGUGAGUCACGGGAAGCUGGAGGCUCUCAACUGCAGCACUCAAUGACUUGCAGUGUAUGCGUGUUCUCACCACACUGCAGUCGACUGCUUAAUAAAUAAUGCCUGGAUCCGCCAUGAACGGCAUUUCCAAGCCAGAGCCGAUCGGAUAUAUCACCCGGGUUCAGUGCUUCAGUGCGUGCCACCGCCUGCACAGCGUUCAUUUAUCCGAUGAAGAUAAUAUUAAGGUCUACGGGAAAUGCAACAAUCCUCAUGGCCAUGGGCAUAACUACAAAGUGGAGAUAACAGUGCGUGGAAAGAUUGAUCAUAUCACUGGCAUGGUAAUGAACCUGACGGACUUGAAGAGAUGUAUAGAGGAAGUCAUCAUGAUUCCACUUGAUCAUAAGAACUUGGAUAAGGACGUCCCAUAUUUUGCCAAUAUUGCCAGCACAACUGAAAACCUGGCUGUUUACAUAUGGACCAACAUGGCGAAGGCCAUUGCACCGAACAUUCUCUAUGAAAUUAAAAUUCAUGAGACAGAUAAGAAUACUGUCGUAUAUAGAGGAGAGUAGAUGUUACCGUGUACACUAACUGGUGCCGUUUAGAGAUACUUGUGAUGUUUGCCUCCUGUGACCUCAAAAUAAGUUUUAGACACGUGUGUCUUACAAGGCUGUUACUAUUUUUAGCUUAGUAUAGUUAUGUUCCUUUUGUACCAAAUGUAUUUGCAGUUUUGUUUUGGGAUUAACAGCCAUCUCGUUUUUGAGAUGGUCAAAAUAAUUUAAAGAGGUGUUCAAUGUUAUUUGUCCUUGAAAAUACAUUUGGAAUCAAUGA
Hippocampus zosterae (dwarf seahorse) is the source of this 836-nucleotide messenger RNA. RefSeq names its product 6-pyruvoyltetrahydropterin synthase (gene pts). Gene Ontology annotation, biological process: tetrahydrobiopterin biosynthetic process. Gene Ontology annotation, molecular function: 6-pyruvoyltetrahydropterin synthase activity. Bases 128 to 577 code for a protein of 149 amino acids. The transcript has 6 exons. Gene Ontology annotation, cellular component: mitochondrion. NCBI's taxonomy places the organism in Eukaryota, Metazoa, Chordata, Actinopteri, Syngnathiformes, Syngnathidae. The record is from RefSeq and is a predicted model, not a curated record.